Sphaerulina musiva SO2202 is the source of this 1214-nucleotide messenger RNA. RefSeq lists its product as uncharacterized. Lineage: Eukaryota; Fungi; Ascomycota; Dothideomycetes; Mycosphaerellales; Mycosphaerellaceae. The transcript has a single exon. The coding region runs from base 110 to 700 and encodes 196 amino acids. The record is from RefSeq and is a predicted model, not a curated record.
UUUUCAAGGGACUACGGUAAAACUCAGGUAAUCAUUAUACGUGCGCACGAUAUUACAGCAAGGGGCAGCAGCAGCGGCGGCGGCAGCAACAGUAUUUUCAGGCGACACAAUGGGAGGCAACUACGAUCAAGCGCGCAAGGACAUCUAUGAGGCUCACAAUGAGGAUCCAACCAAGAUCACCACUCCCGAGGGCAAUGAGGUGGCGUAUGAAUCGCACUACUCCGAGAAGAUGGAGAAAUUCUUGCAAAAGCGCUCGCCGCAGGCUUCUGACGUCUUGAAGCUGGCGAUAUGUGGCCAGCACUUCCGGCGAUGGGAGGUGCCUCGAUCGCAGUUCCCCAUGACUAAGAUUGGCUAUCACUCGUGGAGGACGCACCUGAAAAAGCGGCAGGCCAAGCUCGUAGGGGAGAUUCUGGAGAAGAACGGGUACUUGGAGGACGAUGUGAAGAGAUGCAUUGCGUUGAUCGAGAAGGAAGGCUUGAAACAGGGCGAGCCGGAGGUGCAAGUGCUCGAGGACGUGGCAUGCCUAGUGUUUCUGGAUGACCAAUUUGACGAGUUCAAGGAGAAGCACGAUGAGCAGAAGAUCAUCACGAUCCUGAAGAAGACAUGGAUCAAGAUGUCUGAUGAGGGUCACGAUUUGGCUCUCGAAAUCCCCAUGACGGACGAGUGCAAAGCUCUCGUCGGCAAGGCACUGAAUGCAUGAGAUAUGAGGCUGAGGCCGAGGCGGAGGCUUUUCAUGACUCGCAUUGUGGAUGGUGUGCCGUGUGCUCAUGCAAUCAAGCGAAACUCAGAGCAAACUGUGUCACUUCUCAUCGCCAGAUCAUCACACAAUAGCCUCGGGCGUCGUGCUCGCCACGCCAGAAGAGAUUUUAUGGCGUGAAGUCAAAGGCGCAAGGUUCCCCAUAUGAGAGGUACAAACGUCCAACAGCUAUACCACAUUGUUCCCUGUGUGCUAUGCCUGUCGCGAGACCAGUAGCUUCCUAGCCUUAUGUGACUGCAAAUUGGACCCGCGGGAAUGCAUCGCGGAGAUCGAAGAUUGCCCGCGUUUUCUGCAUUCCAACCACAAUGCACAUGAUUGGCCGAUGACUGCAGUCUGCAUGAUGUCCAGACCGAACAGCAGAUCGGCCUCGUAACCGGACGACAGACCAGCCCUCUGAAGGCUGUGACAACCAGGUUGGUCGCUAACUAGGCCGCUCCGGCCUCGGCAUGCAACUAGA